Messenger RNA from Drosophila guanche, 2632 nucleotides. RefSeq names its product monocarboxylate transporter 12 (gene Mct1). The transcript is spliced from 9 exons. Gene Ontology annotation, biological process: transmembrane transport; monocarboxylic acid transport. The coding region runs from base 731 to 2632 and encodes 633 amino acids. Gene Ontology annotation, molecular function: monocarboxylic acid transmembrane transporter activity. The record is from RefSeq and is a predicted model, not a curated record. Lineage: Eukaryota; Metazoa; Arthropoda; Insecta; Diptera; Drosophilidae.
UUAUUUGGUCGCUCGCUGACAACGGCAUCGGUUGCUCGUCUCGAAUCGCACAUGAAUCGGAGCGGAUCGCAACGGAUCGAAAGCAGUAACCUUUGUCCACUUCGACAUCCUUAUCCUUAGGGACAGACAAAUAUCAAAAGUGCAUCUGCAAUUGCAAUUGCAGCGCACAGAACGCGAACGCGAACGCGAACGGGAACGCGAACGUAAACGCUAAAGCAAAACGCGAAUGCGAGCGCGAAAAUUGUCAACAAAGUCGUAAAACGUAAAACGUAAAACAACAUCAAGGCACAAAAACAAAAGCCAGCAAAGUAAUUAUCAAAUGAUCCAAUCAAACGCAACAUAAGUCCCGUUCCGUGCCGACACUCCCCUCCCCGAGCUACGAAGGAAGCAGCAACAACCAAUUACAGCAACGGCACACAAUUACAGGCCUGGUCGAAGCAGCACACAUUUACAGGCCUGGCAGCAGCACUGCCGUUAACCGUUAACCGUUAACCGAAAGCGAAAGCGGACACACCAUGCAGCAGCCGGAGCGCAGCUAGAGAAGAUCUCAACACAGCAGCGGGAGAGGUGGAGCCAGUGGCAGCUCCAUUAGCAGCGACAGCAACCGAGGAGGCGGAUCUGUAUAGCACAUUGAUUGCCAGAGGCCUUGAUCCGGCACCCGAUACGAGCAGGACUCGCACCAAAAGGAGAAAGGAGAAGCCUUUAGUUUGUUUUAUUGAUAGCUGGGAAAAUGGUGCAUGGACCACCCGCUCGGAGAAAAUCGCAGCAGCAGGAACAGCACCACCAGAAACCAUGUGAAAUGGAUAUGGAGCGUAUGCCCACGCCGCCAGAUGGCGGCUGGGGUUGGGUGGUUGUCUUUGCCUCCUUCAUGAUACACAUUGUCACCGAUGGGAUGACUUAUUCUUUUGGCAUUUUCUAUGAUGAGUUUACGGCGUACUUCAACGAGGGCAAAGGUUACACCGCAUGGAUCGCAUCCAUAAUGGUGGGCGUUACAUUCUCAUCGGGUCCCAUCAGUUCUUCGUUUGUCAAUCGUUAUGGCUGCCGUGCGGUGACCAUUGCCGGCGCCAUACUCGCUGCCAGUUGCAUUAUUGUCAGCAUGUUCGCCCAGAAUGUCCUCACGCUCAUCAUAACAAUUGGCUUUGGCACUGGUCUGGGCUUUGGCCUGAUCUAUCUGCCGGCCAUUGUCAGCGUCACACAAUAUUUUGACACAAAGCGGUCCCUGGCCACGGGCAUUGCCGUGUGUGGCUCCGGCUUUGGCACCUUUCUGUUUGCUCCCUUGACGGAAUAUUUGAUUGGCAGCUUUGGCUGGCGCGGCGCCAUGCUAAUUAUCGGUGGGAUUGUCCUCAAUUGCAUUAUUUUUGGAGCAAUGUUUCGGCCGUUGGAGCUGGAGGCGCCGCCAAGCACACCGAAACUGUGCGCCAAGAAGUCAGCCAUCAUCGAUGGGCACACAACGUCCGCUGAGUUGGAGCCGUUGAAGGAUCAGCAGUACCUGCAGCUGCCACAGCGCACAGAUGUGCCAACAGGUGGCGGCACUACACUGUGUCGCUCGAAUAGCAUGGGUCACAACCUAAAGCCAACUUUGAACAACAAUUUGAAUGGCGCCAUCAAUGGCCAGACGCUGACAGCGCCACCCACACACAACUCCUCCACCACAGUGGUGGUGGUAAAGAGCAACAGCAACGAUGAUAUUGCACGCAAGUGCCACAGCCAGUUGCAGCUAAAUCCGCUCAGAGAUGCACACAGAGAGCGAAGUGCCAGUGGCACAAUGUAUCGCGUGGAUGCGCUCUAUCAGGGCUCGCUGCACAAUCUACCGGAAUAUGGCAGCUCCAGGCAUGACCUCAGUCGCUCCAUGUCCGGCUCGGGUGUGAUCAAGCGUUAUGGCUCACUGCGCCAGAGCAAUCAAGUGGAUGAGACUCAGGACGAUGGCCAGUGCUGCGGCUGCAUCACCUGCUCCAAGGAGACGCGCGACACAUUCUCCGAAAUGAUGAACUUCUCGCUGCUCAAGGACAUCAUCUUUGUGAUCUUCUCGCUGUCGAACUUCUGCACCAGCAUCGGCUUCAACGUGCCCUACCUCUACAUCGGCGCCUACGCCAAGGAGCUGGGCAUCAGCAAGACCAACAGCAGCUACCUCAUAGCCACCAUCGGCGUGGCCAACACCGUGGGACGCAUUGUGCUCGGCUAUGUGUCGGACAAGCCGUGGGUCAAUCGCCUGCUCGUCUACAAUGUGUGCCUCACGGCCUGCGGCAUUGCCACUGCCAUGGUGCCGCUGUGCAAGGACUUCAACUCGCUGGCCGUUUACUGCAUCGUUUUUGGCUUCACAAUUGGCGCCUAUGUGGGCCUCACCUCGGUCAUUCUCGUGGACCUGCUGGGCCUGGACAAGCUGACCAAUGCCUUCGGCCUGCUGCUGCUCUUCCAGGGCAUUGCCAGCUUCAUUGGUCCACCCAUUGGAGGUUGGAUGUACGACCUGAUGCGCUCCUACUCGCCAGCCUUUCUCAUGGCCGGCCUCAUGAUUGCCAUCAGUGGCCUGCUCAUGUUUGCCAUUCCGCCGCUGCAGCGCUUUCAGGCCAGCAAGGCAGACCAGGCCGACCAGGCCGAUCGCAAAGACAAUUCCGAGCACUUAUCCCUAAGCUAG